Molecule: messenger RNA, 783 nt
Organism: Moneuplotes crassus
Lineage: Eukaryota; Ciliophora; Spirotrichea; Euplotida; Euplotidae
Source: the annotation of a GenBank genome assembly
UCAUUUUGGGAUCUAUUUUGAUGCGGACCUAGAGCUCACAUAAAGCCAAUGGAACAGCACAAAGAUUCAGUGAUGGAUGGGUCAGAGAUCGAUACAUUGGAAGCUGACAAGCAUUUUGACGAGGGUCUUAAUCUACCGAUUGCCAAAUCACAGAUUGAAUUCUCUACGAAUUCUUUAUACGGCAAAGAGCAUAGAAGAAGGCAGCCGCCGAACGAAAUGAGGGUAAUCAAAGACAUAUUGGCUGUUCAAUCCAAAACAGUGAGUAAGAUCAAAAAUUCUUACAAAAUGGAGGAUUUCGAUAAAAAUGUAUACUACCUAAUCUCCAGUGAAUGGAUGAAAUCUUGGAGGAAUGUCAAAAACUCUGGAAGCUAUCACCUGCCUGAAGCUUCCUUCUCUAACAAGCCUCUCUCCAAGAAGGAUAAAAUAAACAUCAGAUAGACUACUACAUAGUUCCAGCAGGUAGCUUAUGGGAAAAAUUCUGGAAAUACUUUAGCUGUGAUGUAGUUUGCAAAUUCGUUCAGUCCCAAAACAUUGAUGAGCACCCAUAUACUAUUUCCAGAGCUAGUUCCCAAGUUGGAAUGUCUAGAGGUAGUGACCACGAGGUCGAGAACAUCCUCAAGGGGAAGGAUUAUAAAGUUAUGCACAAGGUCUAUGACUCCUAUGAUACUACGAGUGAGCCCAAACUUAUCUGGCUUGAUGAUCAUUAAAAAUAGAGUUAUAAGAAGCAAUAUGAAAGACUCCAGCCUAUAUAAUUUCAGCAGAAAGACUAUUCAAUAUUAUGCC